Molecule: messenger RNA, 2640 nt
Organism: Sphaerodactylus townsendi
Lineage: Eukaryota; Metazoa; Chordata; Lepidosauria; Squamata; Sphaerodactylidae
Gene: ZNF467
Product: zinc finger protein 467
Exons: 3
Coding region: 26-2047 (673 amino acids)
Source: RefSeq, a predicted model, not a curated record
AGGCUGGUGGACUGGCCAGUCAGGAAUGGUCACUCAGGACAGCCAGGGCACCGUGAGGAGCGAGCAGCACCCUGGGGGACCGCCGAGAGGGGCAGGAGAGGCAACAGGCCCUGAGAGAAGUUGCCCAGGCGAGUGGCUGAUCCGGACAGUGAAGGUGGAAGCCGAGGACUACUCGGAGUGGCCGGCCGGGCUAAGCGCAGAGGUGCUGUUCUCGGGGUUGCCCGUUGCGGGUGUCUGCAAGUCCGAGAGCCUCGGCGUCGGGGAGGAGUACAGCGCCAGCGGAGCCCUGGGCGAGCUCUCCGGCUUGGCGCUGCAGCAGUGGCAGAUGCUGAAUGAGGAGAAGCCGCUGGGCUGCCCCCGGUGCGAGCACCCUGGAGCCCCGCUGGACGGCACCCAGGGAGACCCUCGGCCGCGCCCCUUUGCUUGCUCCCAGUGUGGCAAGGCCUUUGGGAAGAAGGCCCACCUGACGCGGCACGCCCGGGUGCACACCGGAGAGCGGCCCUUUGCCUGCACUCACUGUGGCCGCCGCUUCUCCCAGAAGAUCCACCUGGGGUCUCACGAGCGCGUGCACACGGGGGAGCGCCCCUUCCCUUGCGACCGCUGCCCCAAGACCUUCCGCAAGAAGACCCACCUGGUGCGCCACCAGCUGACCCACACGGGGGAGCGCCCCCACCCGUGCCCACUCUGCUCCCGCAGCUUUGUCCAUCGCCGGCACCUGUUGCGGCACCAACGACUCCACGAGGAUGGGAAUGCGGCGUACGAACCGGGGCCGGGGCCAGAGCCCUACAGCCAUGACCUCCACCCCCAGCAGGAUGCAGAACCCCACCGGGAGCCAGCAGAUCUUGGGCAGACCACGGCCACUCCCCUGGAACCUGGGCAGACCGCAGCCCCCUGCCGAGACCCGAGGGACCUGGGGCAGGCACUCCCGCUGUACAGGGAGGAGGCUGACCUGGUGCCGGUGCUCACCUCCUGCCUGGGGCUGCCCCAGCCGUAUCUGGGCCCGGUCCUCUUCAAGGCUCCAGCAGAGCAAGAGCUGGGCAGAGUCCCUUGCAUGGACCACCCGAGGCAGAGGGAGGCCCUCACUUCCGGCCUGGCCUGCCCGGAGCAGGGGCCUUGUGGCGCACUGUGUGGGGUGCAGGGGGUGGCCGAGGGCCGCCCUCUCUGCAUGGAGCAGGUGAGCAAGAUGGAGCCAGUGGAGGAGGAGGAGGAGGAGGAGGGUGCCAGCUCCUGCCCGCUGCCUGAAGAGAAGCCGUUUCUGUGCUCCGACUGCGGGAAGGCCUUUGCUUGGAGGAAAAAUCUGGCUUCCCACCAGCGGCUCCACGCCGAGGGCGGCCGCCCUUUUUCUUGUGCUGAGUGUGGGAGGGGCUUCAGCGAUAAGCGCCACCUGACGGCGCAUUUGCGUGGGCACAUGGGGCUUUUGCCCUACGCUUGCCCACAUUGCGAAAGAAGCUUUGCGCACCGGGCUGGCUUGGCUGCACACCAGUGUGGUGGCCAUGCCGGGCAGCGACCCUUUGCUUGCAGCGAGUGCGGCCGGUGUUUUGCCCACAAGCGGCACCUGCAGAGACAUCGGCGCAACCAGCACUCGGCCGAGCGCCCGUUCUCCUGCGCUCAGUGCGGCCGUACCUUUAGCACCCGGGCCAGCUUGCUAGCUCACGUCAAGUCUCAUGCCGGCCAGCGUCCCUUUGCCUGCCCGCUGUGCGGCCGGGCGUUCAGCCGGAAGUCCCACCUGGCCCGGCAUGAGGCGGUGCACACGGGGCUGCGCCCGCACGCCUGUUCUCAGUGCCCGCGGCGCUUCAGCUCCAAGACCAAUUUGGUGCGUCACCAAGCGGUGCAUACUGGCCUGCGCCCGUACAUUUGCACCCACUGUGCCCGCAGCUUCAGCCGCAAGACACACCUCUUGCGCCACGAGCGCACCCACACCAGCGCCCCUGUGGUGGCUGCUGUUCCCGGCUGGCCUUCUCCCUUGCCUCAGAGCGCUCUGCCCCAGCAGCUGCAGCCGGAGCAGCCCCUGAUCUUCCCCGUGGCUUUUGAGCCCGCCUGGCAGUGACCGAGCGGUCCCCUGUGUGGGCAGCAAGCUGAGACCCAGGACUGUGUGAACCAAAAUCCAGUCAAAGACGUGCCCCACAGUUCCAUGCCAGGAAAUAUCUGGGGCCUGCCAAAACCAGACAUUAAGCAAAUGUACAUAGAUUGGCAUGUUUGACAUUUUGAUAGCUGUGGCCUUUGUCAAAGUCAGCGUAAUGGAACCGGAGGAAACUUCGUAUUGUUUAAUGGAGGGAAGGCAGCAGCGGCUGCAGAGCCGGAUCCCACCCCCAAGGGGAGGGAUUGGAGGCUGAAGCUGUCAUUCACUGGGUAUUGCUUUCAAAACUGUCUUUGGUGCCAACAGGACUGGAAACUUGGCUUUCUGAGAACAAAAAAUACUAAGAGGAUGCUGAGUCUUGAGCCCAGAGUCAGCUGGUGCCCUCACAGAAGGUCACAAACUCUGCACAGACCUGAUCAUAUUUACCCGCCAACCAUUUCAUCUUUUUAAAUAUAAUGGGACAUUAAAUACAAAAUCAUUUUAGUAGCAUAAGGCAAAUGUAAAUUACAUUUUUUUAAAAAUGCUUUUUCUGACAUAAACAAAAAUAAACUAAUUAAAUUCUG